Molecule: messenger RNA, 2138 nt
Organism: Haliotis rufescens (red abalone)
Lineage: Eukaryota; Metazoa; Mollusca; Gastropoda; Lepetellida; Haliotidae
Product: solute carrier family 2, facilitated glucose transporter member 1-like
Exons: 12
Coding region: 10-1587 (525 amino acids)
Biological process (GO): monosaccharide transmembrane transport
Cellular component (GO): membrane
Molecular function (GO): hexose transmembrane transporter activity
Source: RefSeq, a predicted model, not a curated record
GCUGUCAAAAUGGCAGGUGAACAUGAACGUAAGCCUUUAUUGAGUGAUGACGAAGGGGGAAUAGAAUACGAUGAAUAUAGCAUCAGCAAGAGCAAAACGAAACAUGGUUUCAACAGCCAUCUGGCCCUCGGCAUCGCAGCCAUCACCUUGGGCUCCUCCUUCCAGUUUGGCUACAAUACAGGUGUCGUUAAUUCUCCAGAACAGAUCAUUCAGGAUUUCUACAAUAAGACCUACUUUGAUCGGAAUGGGGAAUACAUGAAGCCGUCGAUGAAGACACUGUUGUGGUCCAUCACUGUUGCCAUGUAUGCUGUUGGUGGCAUGAUUGGGGGUGUCAGUGCCGGAUUCUGGGCCAACAGAUAUGGCAGGAAAGGAGCUCUGCUGAGGAACAACGUUAUUGCUGUGAUAGCUGGUGGACUUCUUGGUUUCUCCAAGAUGGCCAAGUCCUACGAGAUGCUGAUAGCGGGUCGAGUUGUCUCUGGAUUAAAUGCAGGAAUCAACACUGGCAUUGUCCCCAUGUACCUGUCAGAGAUUGCCCCAAUCUCCCUGCGUGGGCUGGCAGGCACGUUCAACCAGCUGGCCAUCACAACCGGAGUGUUUGUGUCUCAGCUGCUGGGCCUGGAGUUCAUCCUGGGCACAGACACACUGUGGCCGAUAUGUCUAGCGCUGACCUGUGGGCCUGUCGUGUUCCAGCUGCUGACUCUGACCUGCUGCCCCGAGAGUCCUCGCUUCCUGAUGCUGGCACAGGGGGAUGAGGAGGGCGCCAAGGAGGCGCUGAUGUGGCUGAGGAAGUCUCACGAUGUAGAGGAUGAGAUUGAAGAGAUGAAUGUGGAAAAAGAUGACGAAAAGAAACAUGCAAAAUUCGAGAUAUCACAUCUGUUUCUCCACAACGAACUCCGCAUCCCUCUUAUCAUCAGUGUGGUCCUACAGUUGACACAGCAGUUCUCCGGAAUUAAUGCUGUGAUCUACUACUCCACCAGUAUAUAUGAGUCAGCUGAUUUGUCAGAGCGGAACUCCCAGUUUGCUACCCUGGGAUCAGCAAUAGUCAAUGUGUUGAUGACAUUUGUGUCGGCUCUGAUCAUCGAUAGGGCUGGCCGGCGCAUCCUCCUUCUGACAGGCCUGGGAGGGAUGUUUGUGUUCACCGUUAUCCUCACUGUGGCGCUUGUGUUUCAGCAUCAAGUGUCGUGGCUGUCCUACCUGUGUAUCGUGGCGGUCAUCUGCUACAUCAUCUUCUUCGCUGUCGGACCAGGGUCCAUUCCCUGGCUGAUCGUGGCAGAGUUGUUCGCCCAGGGUCCGAGGUCAGCAGCUGUCAGCACAGCAGUCCUUGUCAACUGGAUGGCCAACUGUGUCGUGGGUCUUGUCUUCCCUACGCUACAGAAGUCCAUCGGUGUCUAUUCGUUUGUACCGUUUGCCGCCAUGCUGUUCCUGUCCUUUCUGUUCACAAUGUUCAAAGUCCCAGAAACAAAGGGCAAGACUAUUGAGGAGAUCACACACCUGUUCAAGGCCAACAUAGACAAACUUCAUAUCAAGAACGUGAAUGUCCCGUCUCCAGAUAUGGAGACCUCAGGGUCAAUACAGAAAGAAGGCUAAUAUGUCAGCAUAUAUAUUUGAGCCGUAUGGAGUUUGUGUGAGUGAGUGAAUGUUAUUUAACACUGUAGGAAGAGCACAGCUAUGUUAUUCUUCCCAAAAGAUUUAAAGACACCUGUUCUUUACUUAGUACAAGAUGGUGUGUGACACAAGAAGGGAAUAUCUUGACGGUCUUGUGUUGUAACCACCUGACCCUUAUUUGGUUGGCUUGUGUAAUAAUUCCUGAGUGCUUGGGACUUAAUCUGAUCUAGAAUCCUUGUUUUUGAGACUGAAUCGAAUAAUAGGAAAAAGAAAACAAGAUAUGGAAGAAUUUUAACUUGAAGUGUAAGAAAUCAAGCAAGGACCUCAGGACCUGAUUAGUGAUAUGAGAUGUUUUCCAUGUGUCAUUGGAACAGGGCAAAUGUUUAUUGUUAACCUCGAUAAGGAACUGGCAGAAUUAAGUUGUUUUCAUGUUAUUUGUUUGUUUGUUGUUUAACGCCGUACUCAGCAAUAUUCCAGCUAUAUGACGAGGGUCUGAAAAUAAUCGAGUCUGGACCAGACAGUCCAGUGAUUGA